AGUAUUUCUAUGUCUUUUAUUUUUUGAAUGAUUGUGUUGUGCAAAUGUUAUGAUACAAUAUAUACCGUUUGGAGACAAUUUGGCACACUGAUCAGUGUUGGGAAGGCAAACUCACACCAAUUUUGGCCUCAGAAGUGCUUGGAACAUUAGUUCUGACAGAUAUCUAGCUAAAAUGACAACAUCCGAGGUUGAUUUGCCAGACUACUGAUGCACAAGUGAAGGAUAUGUUAUCUGGUGUGAUAAUCUACCACAAGACAUUACAUCAUUUUAAAAUCCCGCCAUUCCACAACAGAUUUUUCAUGGCACCACGUAUGCAUGGUCAAGUCGAAAGUUGCACGCAAAGGCAAAGAGGAGAAACUCCAAAAAGCCUGCAAAAAACUUCAGGGACGAUAAAUGUUGGUGCAAGGGGGCUGACCUCACAGGCAGGAAUUCAGGCUUGGGAGGCUGAUAAAGCCCAAUGUGCAGAGAAGGCAAGGAAAAAGGCUGAUGCAACUCAGUGGCAAGAAGAGCAGGAAACUGCUCACAUCACUGCUCAUGCUGCCCAUGGACCAACCACAGUGUUUAGCAGCGCACUUUCAAGUAAAAGCAAGGCUGACCUGCUUGAGCAAGCUCAAGCACUUGGCAUUUCCCUGGAAAAUGCUUGGAACAAUGGAGAUCAGUGUGAGUGCAUUCAGGCACACCUCAAUAACAAUCCUGCCCUCAAGACUGAUCCUAAAUUUGCUGGAUUGUAUGGGCACACACGUGGACAAAAAUGCGCACAUCCCACCAGCAUGAUGGCAUCAAAUGAGAACAUUCCACCAGAUGUUGAGUUCUCUAUGCAUCCACCUGCAAUGUGCCAAAGACUUGAUGUUGAUGGUCACUGGCAGCCUUUGAAUGAUGCUACAGAGAUGAAUCAACCAAUUGCAGGACCUUCACGCAUACCUAUUGCGACUCACGGUACAAAUGAAGACAAUUUACUCACUUCUAAUGAUGCUAAUCAUGACGUCUGUGGUAACAUACUACCCCAUUAUCCAUCUAAUCAUCACUUUUACAUGUUUCCAUAUCAUCACACAGAUUAAUUCACGCACAUACUACAUUCUCAUACUCGCACACACUGUAGCAUCACCACACAUAGAACACAUAUUCAAACCAAUAAUAUACAUACAUGUUAUCAUUU
This is a messenger RNA of Suillus subaureus, 1156 nucleotides long. RefSeq lists its product as uncharacterized. Lineage: Eukaryota; Fungi; Basidiomycota; Agaricomycetes; Boletales; Suillaceae. The transcript has 2 exons. The record is from RefSeq and is a predicted model, not a curated record. The coding region runs from base 312 to 1058 and encodes 248 amino acids.